Molecule: messenger RNA, 362 nt
Organism: Gigantopelta aegis
Lineage: Eukaryota; Metazoa; Mollusca; Gastropoda; Neomphalida; Peltospiridae
Exons: 2
Coding region: 2-343 (113 amino acids)
Source: RefSeq, a predicted model, not a curated record
UAUGCCUUUUAGGAUUCCUAGACUGGGAUAUACACCUCAGCCGGCCUCAAGGCAAACUCAGCUAUGCUCAAGAGAGGGUAAUGUUUCAAACAGAGAUAAUAAUGUGAUAGUUCGGAAAGACAGAAGUCUGCCAGGUUCCAGCAAGUCUGAGACCUCAGACAGACACUCAGUACAACAUGGACAGGUUGGCGCUCCUAAGGCGAUCAACACAACCAGAACAUUUAGGGUGAAAUAUUUCGACAAUGUGACUGGCAAGGUGUUCGAGUACGAAAUAAAUCCGGAUUACCAACGAGAUGCUAAUGGGUGGCAGACGAAGAGAGAACUCAGCCAAUACAAUCAAUAAAUAAACAUUUCUCAAUAAA